Messenger RNA from Cuscuta campestris, 1264 nucleotides. Lineage: Eukaryota; Viridiplantae; Streptophyta; Magnoliopsida; Solanales; Convolvulaceae. The record is from the annotation of a GenBank genome assembly.
CUUAAUUUUCUCGGCUUUAAUUACUUACUUCCAUCAUCAUCUCUUUGAUCCUUCCCUCUUGAAUUCUUUACAAGUUCAAUGGCGGAUUCUUGCUCACACUGGUGGCACGCUCCCUUCUACGUUACCCUUUCCAUAGCUCUGGCCUUCGUUGCCAUCUCCACCGGAAUCCACCGCUCCGGCGGACCUGAACCCACUCCGGUGCUGUCACUUCUUGUUCAUAACGAAUCCUCCUUCAACGCUUCCGUCGCCCUCCGCCGCCGCGGCGGCUUCACCGUCUUCGCCGCCCUCCUCCAGAUCUCGCCGGACCUCUUCCUCUCCCCUCCGGAUUCCACCGUCUUCGCCGUCCACGACUCCGCCUUCUCCAACCUCUCCCUCCCUUCCUGGGCCAUCAAGCACCUCCUCCUCUACCACACCUCCCCUGCGUCGCUGCCGUUCCGAUCUCUUCUCCGGCACUCUCCGGCGACCUGCCUCUCCACCCUUCUCCGCGAUCGGGCCGUGAAGAUCACCAAGAUCGACCAAGAAAACGGCGGCGUCGAGAUCAACAACGUUUCAAUCACCGACCCGGAUCUGUUUCUCGGACCCCACCUCUCCGUUCACGGAGUCGCCGGAUUCUUCUCGCCGGUGAAACUCCAAGGUUCCGACCGGAGGGAAGAAAUAAUCGAAUCUCCGUCCUGCGAUUCCGACGACCCGGAGAUCCAAUGGCCAAGAAUCGUCCAGUCGCUGAGCUAUAAUGGGUUCGUCUCUUUCGCGAUAGGGCUCCACUCCGUUCUUGAUUCCAUCCCCAUUAACAUGAGCUCCGUCACCAUCUUCGCCCCCCCGAGCUUCGGGUUCUUGGAUUCCCCGUCUCCAUUGUUGGAUAGAGUGGUGAAGCUCCACUUACUGCCUCGGAUCUACAGUUUUGAGGAACUGUCAUCCCUGCCAAACGGAUCUGUUCUUGAGACACUGCUUCCAGGUGCAGAAAUCAAGAUCGGUGUUGAUGAUUCCACAAGAAGCUUGGCUGUCAAUGGAGUUGAGAUCACUGCUCCUGAUGUUUUGAGAUCCAGGAAUUUCACGGUUCAUGGGAUUUCUAGAGCUCUGGGCGUGUUUAACCAUGUUCUUGAUCAGAUUGCUUAGUUCUGGAGCUCUGUGAUUUUUGCCAUGGGGAGAGAAGAAACCAGUUCCUGGAAUUUUGGGUUUUUGUAUAGCUUUUUUUUUGGAUGUUGUGAUGAUGUGAAAACUUGGUUUGGAAUCCUCAUUCUGUUGUACAUAAAGAUUUUAAAAAAUG